AUGGCCAUUCACAAGCUCGAAGACAACGCCAUUCGGGCCAUAGGCGCCACCCAGGUGCUCACAGACCCGGCCGCACUUGUGAAGGAGCUCCUCGACAAUGCUCUCGAUGCCAAGGCCACAUCAGUGGCCAUCGAGAUGAGUGCGAACACGCUUGAUGUCAUCCAAGUCCGCGACAACGGCCAUGGUAUUGCGGGUGAGGACCGUCCACUGGUAGCAUUGCCGAACUGCACCAGCAAGCUAGAGAUUCUUGACGACUUGCGAAGCAUCGGUGGUGUCUCUCUGGGCUUCAGAGGCCAAGCACUCGCCAGCGCGGCGGAGAUGACUGGUACUCUUACAAUCACGACAAGGGUCGAAGGCGAGCAGGUUGCCACGGCCAUGAAGAUGAACCACUUAGGCCAAAUCGUCGAAGAAGCGUGUGCUUCGCUCCCUGUCGGUACCACAGUGAAGAUUACGGACUUUGUCAAGUCAAAUCCUGUUCGUCGACAGCAUAUCCUUAAGAACGUGGACAAAUGUCUCCGGACGAUCAAGCGAUCUCUGCAGGCUUAUGCUUUUGCGAGACCACACGUCAGGCUGUCUCUACGCGUGCUCAAGGCUAAGAACGACAAGGGUGCUUGGCUGUACGCGCCCAAGCCUAACGGCAACGUGGAAGAAGCUGCACUGAAAAUCGUCGGCUCAGCGUGUGUCACCCAGUGUACGUGGUCAAUUGUGGAAGACUCCGGCUUCACCAUGCGUGCCUUCUUGCCACGUCCAGACGGUAAACCAAGCAAGAUUGGCAACAUCGGCGCCUUCGUAGCGGUCGAUGGCAGGCCCGUUUCAGCGCUGAGAGGUACCUUCAAGCAGAUUCUAAAGAUCUUUCGCCAGAGUCUGAAAUCCGCAGAUGACGCCUUGGAGGGCAUCAACGAGCCAUUCAUCUGGCUCGAUCUAACUUGUCCGCUUGCGAGUUACGAUCCAAACGUUGAGCCUGCUAAAGACGAUGUGCUUUUUGAGGACCCGGAAAAAGUGCUGGCUUUGGCAAAGCAGCUUUUUGCUUCUACGUAU
Molecule: messenger RNA, 1038 nt
Organism: Baudoinia panamericana UAMH 10762
Lineage: Eukaryota; Fungi; Ascomycota; Dothideomycetes; Mycosphaerellales; Teratosphaeriaceae
Exons: 1
Biological process (GO): mismatch repair
Cellular component (GO): MutLalpha complex
Molecular function (GO): ATP binding; mismatched DNA binding; ATP-dependent DNA damage sensor activity
Source: RefSeq, a predicted model, not a curated record